Zonotrichia leucophrys gambelii is the source of this 1773-nucleotide messenger RNA. It is a transcript of the gene SLC35A4, whose product is annotated as solute carrier family 35 member A4. The transcript has a single exon. Gene Ontology annotation, cellular component: Golgi membrane. Bases 1 to 948 code for a protein of 315 amino acids. Gene Ontology annotation, biological process: pyrimidine nucleotide-sugar transmembrane transport. Lineage: Eukaryota; Metazoa; Chordata; Aves; Passeriformes; Passerellidae. Gene Ontology annotation, molecular function: pyrimidine nucleotide-sugar transmembrane transporter activity. The record is from RefSeq and is a predicted model, not a curated record.
AUGGGGGUGUUUGGGAACGCUGCUGGCUCUGCCGACAGGCUGCUCCACAGGGGGCUGUGGGCUCUGCUGCUGCUGCUCUCUGUGGCCAUCUACGGCUCCCACGCCCCGCUCCUGACCCUGUGCAAGGUGGAUGGGGCCAUCCCCUUCAGCUCCACGUCCGUGGUGGUGCUGGUGGAGCUGACCAAGCUGUUGCUGUCGGUGCUGUCGCUGCUGCCGGGGGCCCGGGAGCCGCUGCCGGCGGCGCUGUCCUGGCGCCACGCCGCGCCCUUCGCCCUCUCCGCCCUGCUCUACGCCGCCAACAACAACCUGGUGGUGCACAUGCAGCUCUUCAUGGACCCCAGCACCUUCCAGGUGCUCAGUAACCUGAAGAUCGUCAGCACGGCGCUGCUCUACAGCCUCCUCUUGCGGCGGCGCCUGGGCCCGCGCCGCUGGCUGGCCCUGCUGCUGCUGCUGGCCGCCGGUGUCACCUACAGCUGCGGGGGGCUGCGGGGACACGGGGACACCGCAGGGACGCGCCUGCACGUCACCCCCGUGGGGCUGCUGCUGCUCUCCGUGUACUGCCUCAUCUCGGGCCUCUCUGCUGUGUACACUGAAGCCAUCCUGAAGAGCCAGGCGCUGCCCCUCGGCCUGCAGAACAUCUUCCUGUACUUCUUUGGGGUGCUGCUCAACCUGAUGGGAUCCCUGUGGACUGGCAUGGAGGGUGGGUUCCUGGAGGGCUUCUCCCCGUGGGUGCUGCUGGUUGUGUUCAGCCAGGCUCUGAACGGCCUCAUCAUGUCCGUGGUGAUGAAGCACAGCAGCAACAUCACCAGGCUCUUCAUCAUCUCCUGCUCCAUCCUGGUCAAUGCUCUCCUCUCCGUUGCCCUCUUCAACCUGCAGCUCACCCUCCUCUUCUUCGUGGCUGUGGCGUGCAUUGGCCUGGCUGUGCACCUGUACUAUGGAGUCACAUAGUCACUGCCUUCCUCCCCCGUGUCUGGGCAGCCCCAGCCCUUCCUCAGGGCUGGAAUCAUUCCUGGUGCACAGCUCCAAGGAUCCCCCAAGGAGUGCUGAGGGGGAGAGCACCCUGCCCCUGCUUCCACAGGGAAACUGCCCUGCUCCAGUCCAGCCAGGCUCUGUGCCAUGGGGCUCCCAUGGCAUCAGGCAUGCCCAGCCUCAGAGGGGUCCUGAACCCCUUGUGCCAGGGGAGGUUCAGGGUGGACCUUAGGAGUGAUUUCUUCACAGAAGGGGUGAUGAAACAUUGGAAGGGGCUGCCCAGUGGGGUGGUGCAGUCACCAUCACUGGAGGUGUUUAGGGACAGGACAUGGCACUUAAUGCCAUGGUCCAGGUGACAGGUCUAGGUGAUGUUGGGUUAUAGGUUUGACUCCAUGAUCCCAGAGGUCUUUUCCCACGUAAAUGAUUCUGGGACUCUGUGUCCCUUGUCCUCAAGCUGCUUCCCCACACCACAGUGGCCUGGGAAUGCCCUGGCAGUGCCUCCUGCCUGCCCAGCAUGGCACUGGUGCUGUUUCAGCUCCCAUGGAUGCUGCUUGAUCCCUGCCAUUCCUGGUGCUGCUUCCCUGGGCCUCUCCCACCUCCACGGUUUUCCAGGCUGGCCCUGCCUGGAGCCCUGCUGUCCUCAAGCCUCAUUUCCCCUUCCUGGCACAGUGUCUGCACAACAGCCAGGGACUGGGGCAUGUGGGAACCUUCACCUGCUCCCCAAAAGGGGGAUGCCCCAAAAUUUGUACCAAGUUCCUGGCAGGCAGAGGCCAGCCAGGGUAUUAAAGCUGCGGUUCAACAGUG